Messenger RNA from Stylonychia lemnae, 2676 nucleotides. NCBI's taxonomy places the organism in Eukaryota, Ciliophora, Spirotrichea, Sporadotrichida, Oxytrichidae. The record is from the annotation of a GenBank genome assembly.
AUGGAUAAUAAAACAAACGCUUCUCGCAAAUAAAAUCUUCUUAACUCUUAGCAGCAGCAUAAUACUUUCGAUUAGAAAAAUACUCUUUCCUCCAAUAAAAAAGAUCUCUCAACAAAUCAUCUAGAUUCAGAGCAGAAUCAAAUUUCGUAGUUUAAUGUUCAGAGUACUGAGAUGUUUUCUACUAAAAUUGAUGGGUAAAUAGACGAUGCAAGUAAAGAUGAAACGAGUUUGUUUGACAAACAGCUAUACGAUCGAUCUCUAAUGGAAAACGCUUCUUAAGACUUAAUGAUUGGCAAUCUCUAGCACAGUCAGUUCAUUUCCUAGGAGGAUAUAAACGGCAAUAAAAUUCAGGAGACUCUUUCAGAGAACUAGGAGUCUGGCCAUGGUGGAAAUUCAGAUGAAUAAACACCUCACAAUCAGUCUUCUUGGAGAAAGACAAAAAAUGACUCUCAAGAUAGGGAACCGCAAUUUUUUGAUUCAGAAACCUCUUAAAACAAGAACUUCAAGAACCGUAAUAGCAGUUAAAGACAUGUAGUAGAUACCAGUGCUAUGAUGAUUGAGUAGUCUCCUUAUCAUGAUGCCAAAUAAUAUGCCCUUAAAAGAAAAGAAUAAAAGGAAAGACAGCCACUGCCAAUGAAGAAGACCACCAUUGAUAGGAUCAUAUAUCCUGUCUACACAAAAAGAGGAAUCAAGUACGGUAAGAAAAGAGCCACUAGUCAAGAGUAAAAGCUCUUGUAGAUGGCUCAACAAGAAUAAAUGCCAGAGAAGAUGGGCAAACUGCUGGAUGGUUUCUUGAUCCUAUACUCCUGUAGAGUAAAGCUACCGCAUGAAUCGAUUAAGAGUAAAUUAGCCUCUUAGAAAAUCGUGGAAGUCAUUGAAGAAGAUCUCUGUUACUUCUAAAACCUGAACUCAAUCGACCUGUCAGACAAUAGAGUUCGACUUGAACAGCUUAAAAAUUUGAAAGCUUUAUCAGAAGUUAAUCUAUAGUACAACAUGAUUCAGACGAUUCCAGCUUUAACAUAAGAGGAUUUCCCGAAGCUAGAAUAUCUUAACUUAUCUUAUAACAGCAUCACACCCUCUAGCAUUAGAAGUUUAUUCAAUUUAAAAAAGCUGAAAACGCUAGAUCUGCAAGGCAAUAGUUUGGUAACACUGCCAGAUGAUAUGUUUGAGCUAAGUGGGGUUGAGGAAUUAAAUUUGUCUUCAAAUUUGUUUUCAUCUAGUUCAACCAUUAUUAAUCCUGCAGUAUUGUUUAAGUCACUUGGAAUGAUGCCAAGAUUGAAAAGGCUCAAUAUUAGCAGAAAUAAAUUUUCAGGGUUUCACUUUGAUUUCUUAAUAAAACACGAGGAUUAUAAAUUCUUGUAAGAUCUCGACUUCGGUUACAAUGUUGCUCACGAUGAAGAAGAUUUAUCCUACUUAUCUUAAUUAAAAUGUCUCUAACUUCUAAUCAUUACUGGCAAUCCACUUGGUCUGAGUGGAAAGCCUGCUUUUGCCAGACUUGAAGAGGCACUUUAAAAGAAUCUUUCAGCUACAAUCAUUAAUGAGGAGGUGAAUGAUCAAAAAAUAUAUUUGAAGAAGACCAAACAACAAAAGUAACUGGUUAAUUUCCCUUAUCCCAACCCAAUCAAGCUUUUCUCAAGAGAGGUGUAGAAAGAUAUUAAGGGUGAAUACUUAAAUGCUGAGCUAAUGAAUCAAGGUGUGGCUCUGCAGAUCGCUGAAAUUAGACCUAAUACUAACAUUGAGAAGGAGAUAUUCCCUAGAGAACUGACGAGAGAUGCUCAAGAGAAGGAAAUAUUCACUCCUCCUAAUCAUAAAUAGAUGCGUUUUGUAGCUGGGCAGGACUCCUCAAAGCCGAGCAGUUCUCAAAAUGAUCAGUUCUUUAUCACUGAAAAUAUAGAUCAGUAAGAUGUCUAGCGUCAGAGAAUCAUUCAAGAAGAGCGCUCGCAGGAGAGUGACAUUGAAGAGGAAAAUGACCAAGUUGAUGGAGAAGAUAUUGGCGAGGAUGAGGAGGAAGAUCUUGAAAUGCAGGAUGAAAACUUUGACUUUGGCAAGGCGAAAUUGGAUUACUUCAAAAGUAGAGCGAGAGAGAUAUUGCUGAAUGACAAGGACCAGGAGUAUGAUAAUUCAAUUUCUCUUAACAUGUGCUAUAAAAACCUUAAGAACCAACUCAGAAAUCCUGUUGUAGUUCAUAACACAGGUAGUGAUACCAAGCCAGGGUAUUUAAAGAUGACAUUUUCAAUGUGCAGAAACGCAGUGAAUGGGGACAGAUUCUUAGAGUUGUCUAAACUAUAACAAAGUAGUAUGUUCAAGAGCAAAAUUUCAGAUGUUUCAAAGCAAAGCUACCUUGGAGGCUAGUCUAGACUGCCACCACUCAUGCUAGCUGGCAAAUAACUUUAGAAUGAAGAUGAGACUAUUAGGGCUCUGCUAGGCUCAAGCAAAAAGAAGACAAAGAAGGAAGAGCAGAUAGAUAGAAAGAUAGAGUACUUGCUAGAAACCUACAAGAAAUAGGAUGAGGAAAUUAUGAGGAAAGCAGUUGAGAAGGAUCAGAAUAAGACCAUCAGUAAAAAGAUUCUCAGAGAUAAAUUUGGCUUCUCUGACGAUGAAGAUGAUAACUCAAAGUCACAGAAUCAAAAUGAGAAGAAGGUUAAAUAACCACUAGCUAUACAUUCAGCUAUUUGA